UACGAGUUCCUGAUCCGAGCGGUGCGGUCUCUGAACAGCCUGAAUGACCAGAUCGCCCACCUCAUGCUGAGCCGGCCGCACUCUCUGGACCAGGAGGAGACGGCCUUUCUGCCCAGCGAGAGACAGAGCCUGCACCAGUCUAUGGGCCUUAUGAGACACCUGCUAAUGGACGCCCAGAGCAAGAUCCUGAAGAUGAUGGAGGACAAUAAGCAGCUGGCUCAGCGGAUCGACGCGGCCGUCCAGUCGGCCAGUCAGGAGGUCAGCAACCUGCGCUCCGAACUGACCGCUACCAGCCGCCGCCUCGCACAGCUGGGCGCCACGGAAACCACCGCCAACGCCACCGACAACAGCCCUACACACACCUCCUCCCACGACUCGUUGGGUCAUGCCCGCCAGAAGCCGGUGACUGACCUCUGCUACAGGAGUGACAUCAGCAGCUUCAUGGACUUUGGGUCACCUGAUGCCUCAUUGGAUAAAGUGCUCCUGCGUGAGGAGGUGGUGGCGUUGCAGGAGGAGGUGUCCCUGCUGAAGCAGAUGAAGGAGAUGCUGAGUAAGGACCUGGAGGAGGCGCACGGGGGCUCCGCCGAACUCCUCUCCGCCACGGAGCUCAGAGUGCAGCUCACACACAAGGAGCAGGAGCUGGACCGCGCCAGGGAGGCCCUGCAAGCCAUGAAGGCGGACCGUAAGCGUCUGAAGGUGGAGAAGGCCGACCUGGUGAACCAGAUGCAGCAGCUGUACACCACCCUGGAGAGCAGAGAGGAGCAGCUCCGGGACUUCAUCAGGAACUACGAACAGCACAGGAAGGAGAGUGAGGAUGCGGUGAAGACCCUGGCGAAGGAGAAGGAUCAGCUGGAGCGGGAGAAGUGGGAUCUGCGGCGGCAGGCCAAGGAGGCCACGGAACACGCCGGAAUCCUGCGCUCCCAACUGGACCUGAGGGAGAACAGGAUCAAGGAGCUGGAGGCCGAGCUUACCAUGAUGGGUAGCCUAAUGGCGCAGCGCGUGGAGAGCAGGGCGCUAAGUCGCUCGGUGGAGCGCCAGGGUUCGCCCAGGGCCAUGUCGGCAAAGCAGUCUCUUGCCACUCUCACAAAGGAUGUUCCCAAACGACACUCUCUCGCCAUGCCAACAGAAGCUGUCGUCAAUGGCAACCAGGAGUGGGUGAUGCAGGCUGACUUGCCAUUGACCGCAGCCAUCCGACAGAGCCAACAAACCCUCUACCAUGCACACACAUAUACUGUGGACCGACCAGCUGCGGUGCGUGUGAGUCCCUGUCACUCACGGCAACCAUCGGUCAUCUCCGACGCCUCCGCCAUGGAGGCUGACCGCUCCUCCACGCCCAGCGACAUCAACUCUCCGCGACACCGCACACACUCUCUCUGCAACUCCCUGGAGGACCUGGACGAGCAGAAGCGUAAGAAGAAGAAGGAGAAGAUGGGGCUGGGCUCGCUGUCGCGGGUGUUCGCGCGGGGCAAGCAGCGCAAGUCCAUGGACCCCGGCCUGUUCGACGACUCAGACAGUCUGUCCAGCCCCACCCGCCUGAGUCUCAGCCUAUCGGACGGGGAGGAGCAUCAGCUGGACCGCCUCCAGCAGGUGGCGCUAGCGAGGGCCAUGCCCAUGUCGCAGUGGAGGGCCGGCACAGUGCAGGCGUGGCUGGAGGUCGUCAUGGCGAUGCCCAUGUACCAGCGCGCCUGCUCUGAGAACGUCAAGAGUGGCAAGGUGCUGUUGAGUCUGUCUGAUGAAGAUCUGGAGGUGGGGUUGGGAGUUAGCAGCUCAAUGCAUCGUAGGAAACUACGGCUCGCCAUCGAGGACUACAGAGAGGCCGAGAGUGGACGAGGGCUGUCGCGUGCGUCGGAGCUGGACCACCACUGGGUGGCGAAGGCGUGGCUGAGUGACGUGGGGCUGCCGCAGUACUCACAGGCCUUCCACACACACCUGGUGGACGGGCGCGUGUUGUGCUCGCUCACGCGCAGGGACCUGGACAAGUACCUCAGCGUCUCCAAGAAAACACACCAGCUCAGCCUAAUGCUGGGCAUAGAGUUGCUGCACGCACUGGGCUUUGAUAAGGAGAUUCUGCAGGCGAGGAGGGCGCAGUGUGAACAUCAGAACCUGGAUCCUCUGGUCUGGACGUGUCCACGUGUCAUGAAGUGGAUCAGAGACAUCGACUUGAAGGAGUACUCAGAGAGCUUGGUGAACAGUGGGAUCCACGGCGCCGUCAUGGUUCUGGAUCCCUCCUUCAGCAUCGAGACCAUGGCAACCACACUGGGUAUCCCAGGCAACAAGCAGAUGGUCCGACGCCACCUUAGUGAGGAGAUGAAGGCCCUUCUCGCACCAGUCAGGUCAGCUCUUCAGCAUGAUAUGAUGAUUGAGCGAUUGGGAACGCCCCCAUCCUCUCGCCAGAGCUCAUUGGCUCGUUCACACACUUCCUCCACACGCUAUCCUGAUGAUGACCUGUCUCUUAGGAGACGAGCUGUCAAGCCUCCGCUAGGUUUCAGUGCAAAAGCUCUCAGUGGGCGGGACUUAAGUUACCAUGGCAGCUGUGCGUCGCUGCGUGGUGACGGACAGGAGGUGUCCCCGCCCCGGAAUACAGGAAGUCCCGCCCACAGUCCAGCCCACAGCCACUCAGGCAUAGAGGUCACCAAUGUCUGAGAAUCCCAUGGAGUUCACACACACACACACACACACACACACACACACACUUACUGAGAGGAUACUCAGACUCGUAUCAAUCCCCAUAGACUGGCUUGUUAGCAAUCCGCACGUGCACACACUCACACACUCUCUCUCUCUAACACACACACACACACACACACACACACACACUCUGAGUAUAGUCAUGCCUACUCUAUACGUAAGUGGCCAUUCUCCCAGGCCGGGGAUGCCUGUGUGUUUAUUUGAUCUGUAUUUUGUUUGUGUUGUUCUAAUGGACGAUGGCCUUUUAUGGUGAAAAUGCACUUUCUGGCAGGAUGUCCUCUCUGUGCUGUUAGCGCCCUGUGGGACGGACCUCUGCUGAGAGAGACUCACUCUGCUGGGACACGGGAGCUCCUCAAAGCCCUGACACACACACCUUCACACACCUGAUACAGACACCUUCACACACCUAACAUACCUCAACACACCUGACACAGACACCUUCACACACCUCCAUACCUGACACAGACACCUUCACACAUCUCAACACACCUUCACACAUCUCAACACUCCUUCACACAACUGAGACAGACACCUUCACACACCUAAAACACCUCAACACACCUGACACAGACACCUUCACACACCUCCAUACCUGACACAGACACCUUCACAUAUCUCAACACUCCUUCACACACCUCAACAGACACCUUCACACGUCUGACACAGACACUUUCACACACCUGAAACAGACACUUCCACACACCUCAUGUCCCUGACACUUUGUGACCUUCAGGUGACCUUCAGACGACUUUCAGGUGACCUUCAGAUGACUUUCAGGUGACCUGAGGGAUUUUAAAAAGGCAUCAUGGGGACUUUACAGAGGUUUACCAAACCAUUAGGAGCCCCUGGAGAGAGGCCAGGGAAACCCUAAAGCAUUAGGAGCCCCUGGAGAGAGGCCAGGGAAACCCUAAAGCAUUAGGAGCCCCUGGAGAGAGGCCAGGGAAACCCCUGGACGUCUUUCAAGACCACUGGAGGACCUCAGACUGACUUCCCUGAAGCCAAGAAAUGUCAUCAACAACUCUGAGAAAGUUCCCAAAGUUGAUGGAGACACUGAGAGUGCAGAGGCAUGUCUCUGAGAGACUUGAUGGAGAGACUUCAAGGCGCUCUGCUCGUCCUGUUGGGACCGGCGGGAUGAGAUAAAUAAACAACUGCGUAAAUCAAUAA
Messenger RNA from Sardina pilchardus (European sardine), 3852 nucleotides. It is a transcript of the gene kazna, whose product is annotated as kazrin, periplakin interacting protein a. The record is from RefSeq and is a predicted model, not a curated record. Bases 64 to 2643 code for a protein of 859 amino acids. NCBI's taxonomy places the organism in Eukaryota, Metazoa, Chordata, Actinopteri, Clupeiformes, Clupeidae. Gene Ontology annotation, molecular function: protein binding. The transcript is spliced from 18 exons.